This is a messenger RNA of Ilex paraguariensis (yerba mate), 1391 nucleotides long. NCBI's taxonomy places the organism in Eukaryota, Viridiplantae, Streptophyta, Magnoliopsida, Aquifoliales, Aquifoliaceae. The record is from the annotation of a GenBank genome assembly.
AUGGCAACGCCAAAACCGGCACCGGACCAGCAAACUAAGAAACUUCAAGUCUACCUCACUCCGGUGCUAUUUCAAGCCAUUCUUCUGUUGCUCCUCUCCGACACCAUUGUCUUUCAGUCCAUCAUCAAGACUCUACCUGGCUUUCCCAGUGAUCUUCCAUUUGAACUUGAAACAGGUUACAUUGGUGUAGGAGAGAGAGAUGAAGUGCAGUUAUUCUACUAUUUCCUUGAAUCAGAAAGGAAUCCAAGAGAUGACCAUCUUAUACUUUGGAUGGCGGGUGGCCCUGGUUGUUCUUCUCUUUUUUCCUUCUUCUAUGAAAUCGAUCAUGUCGAGAAUUGUCUGGCGGUAGUUCUCGAUGGUGGCAAUGUUUUGAGAUGUCUCUGGACCUCUUUAAUUCAAUUUUACAUUGAACCCUUCAAAUUCCGGGGAAAGCAAACCAACAUUGGAAUUGAACCCAUACUCUUGGACAAAGCCAACAUAAUAUUUAUAGAUCAACCUGCUGGUUGUGGAUUCUCGUAUGCGAAAACAUGGGAAACUUACAACAGCAACGACACGAGAUCAGGAUCACUAACGUAUGAUUUUCUUAGAAAGUGGCUUGUGGAUCACCCCAAGUUUCUGAACAAUCCACUAUACAUCUGUGGUAUCUCCUAUAUUGGCAUUGUUGUUCCAAUCAUUGUUCAGGAGAUAUACAAUGGUAAUGAUGCUGGAAAGGAGCCAAGAAUGAAUAUUAAAGGAUACAUUCUUUUCAACCCUCUAACCGAUAAAAAUAGUGACUUUAAUUCAAGAGUCCCAUAUGCUCAUCGUAUGACACUUCUAUCAGAUGAACUCUAUGAGUCAACUAAAUCAAAUUGCCAGGGUGUGUGCAUAGCAGUAGACCCCGACAACAGAUUAUGUGCAAGUGAUCUUGAAGUAGUAAACGAGUAUGUCGAGAAAAUUUAUUUUGAUCAAAUUUUAGAUCCUAUUUGUCUUACUACAAUUUCAAAACUGAAUUUGCUGAGAACGUACAGAAGCUCUCUUGAGGAUAAUCCCAUUGAUAUCAUCACGUCGCUACCUCGACUUUCAGAACCAUGGUGUCGAAACAAUACUUAUAAAGCCGCUGCCGUUUGGGCUAAUGAUAAAGCUGUACAAAAUGCUCUUCACAUUCAUGAGUCUUCCAAAAGCGGCGAUCAUGACAUGGUGAUUCCACAUCUGGGUACAGAGAAAUGGAUACGUUCUCUAAAUCUGACCGUUGAAAAUGGUUGGGAGCCAUGGUUUGUUGAAGGUCAAGUAGCAGGAUAUACAGUCUCCUAUAUACACAACGACUACUCGUUGAGAUACGCAACUGCAAAGGGAGCGGAUCAUACAGGUCCAGAGCACAAACCUAAAGAAUAUCUAGCCAUGGUUGAUCGGUG